Molecule: messenger RNA, 6461 nt
Organism: Coregonus sp. 'balchen'
Lineage: Eukaryota; Metazoa; Chordata; Actinopteri; Salmoniformes; Salmonidae
Source: the annotation of a GenBank genome assembly
GAGGGUGGUGCUGGAGGGGAGGAGUUUGUGGUGGAGUUGCAGGAGACGGUUCUGGUGUUGGAGGGAGAAGGGGAGGGAAUGGAGGUGCAUGGAUUAGCUCCAGAGGAGCUGGUGAUCCAGGAUGCUGUUGAGGACGUGGUGUCUGAGUAUGUGCACUGCGAUGAGGACGAGGAGGUUGCUGUGGAGACGUGUGUGAUGUCGCUGGAUGGGGAGGACGAAGGCGUUGCCAUGGGGGACAUGCCUGAAGAUGUGAUGGUGGCAGACGGGCAUGCCCAGGAUGAACUGGACCCAGAGCAAGACACAGACGGCUGUGGGGACUACCUGAUGAUCUCCUGUAAGUACCAGGCUACUUCUCUUCUCCAGUUCUACAUCAAUACCACUCACUCAGUCACUUGGCCUCUUAUAAAGAAAACAUUGCUGUUAAACUAAUGAUCAGUAGUGAAUGGACUAACUCUGUCUCUCUUUUCAUCUCCUUCCAGUGGAUGAGGCAGGCAAGAUGGUGUCAGACGAUGGUACAGAGGUGACUGUGGAGGGAGCCGUGGAGGACCAGGAGUUGGAGAAGGAUGAGGAUGGCCAGGAGGUGAUCAAGGUGUAUAUCUUCAAGGCAGACUCUGGGGAGGAUGACCUGGGUAAGGAGAUAUUUGAAUAAUGUUUAAUGCACUUAGAAAGAGGGAUUGUAUAACCCAUAGUAGUUGAUCACUAAGGAGUAUUAAGUCAGUGUGUGGUUGUCUGUGUAGGAGACACAGAGGACUUGGAAGACUCUACAGGCCGAACGCUCCGAGAGAAGAUGGUGUACAUGUCCCAGGGGGACCAUUGUAAGAACUAAAUUGUGUGUGUGUGUGUGUGUGUGUGUUUUACGAUUGUGUUGUAACUAGUGUGUUUUCCUGCAGGUGCAUCAAAGAUAUCUGAUGAGGUUUACAUGGAGGUGGUGGUGGGGGGUGAGGAGCCAGUGACCCAUGAGCGGUCUUACGACAGCACGGCUCUCAGUAAGGACUUCAUGCCUGUGGCUUGGGCAGCCGCUUAUGGUCAGUAACACACACUAUUAUAUACAAACGUACCGUUUAACAGGGCAGAGAAUGUCUUCUUGCUCUUCUGUACUCUGUAGUGAUAAGUACAGUGCAUUCGGAAAGUAUUCAGAUCCUUUCCCUUUUUCCACAUUUUGUUACGUUACAGCCUUAUUCUAAAAUGGAUUAAAUAUUUUUAAAAUCCUCAUCAAAAUCCAGACAAUACCCCAUAUUGACAAAGUGAAAAGACAUUUUUGCAAAUGUAUUAAAAAUAAAAAAAACAUACCUUAUUUACCUAAGUAUUAAGACCCUUUGCUAUGAGACUCGAAAUUGAACUCAGGUGCAUCCUGUUUCCAUUUAUCAUCUUUGAGAUGUUUCUACAACUUGAUUGGAGUCAACCUGUGGUACAUCCAAUUGAUUGGGCAUGAUUUUGAAAGGCACACACCUGUCUAGAUGAGGUCCCACAGUUGACAGUGCAUGUCAGAGCAAAAACCAAGCCAUGAGGUCGAAGGAAUUGUCCGUAGAUCUCUGAGACAGGAUUGUGUCGAGGCACAGAUCUGGGGAAGGGUACCAACAUUUUUUUGCAGCAUUGAAGGUCCCCAAGAACACAGUGGCCUCCAUCAUUCUUAAAUGGAAGAAGUUUGGAACCACCCAGACUCUUUCUAGAGCUGGCCGCCCGGCCAAACUGAGCAAUCGGGGGAGAAGGGCCUUGGUCAGGGAGGUGACCAAGAACCCAAUGGUCACUCUGACAGAGCUUCAGAGUUCCUCUGUGGAGAUGGGAGAACCUUCCAGAAGGACAACCAUCUCUGCAGCAGUCCACCAAUCAGGCCUUUAUGGUAGUGGCCAGAUGGAAGCCACUCCUCAGUAAAACCCACAUGACAGCCCACUUGGAAUUUGCCAAAAAGGCACCUAAAGGACUAUGCUCAUGAGACACUAUAUUCUCUGGUCUGAUGAAACCAAGAUUGAACUCUUUAACCUGAAUGUCAAGCGUCACAUCUGAAGGAAACCUGGCACCAUCCCUACGGUGAAGCAUGGCGGUGGCAGCAUCAUGCUGUGGGGAUGUUUUUCAGCGGCAGGGACUGGGAGACUAGUCAGGAUCGAGGGAAAGAUGAACGGAGGCAAGUACAGAGAGAUCCUUGAUGAAAACCUGCUCCAGAGCGCUCAGGACCUCAGACUGGGGCGAAGGUUCACCUUCCAACAGGACAACGACCCUAAGCACACAGCCAAGACAACGCAGUGGCUUCGGGACAAGUCUCAAUGUCCUUGAGUGGCCCAGCCAGAGCCUGGACUUAAACCCAAUCAAACAUCUCUGGAGAGACCUGAAAAUAGCUGUGCAGGAACGCUCCCCAUCCAACGUGACAGAGCUUGAGAGGAUCUGCAGAGAAGAAUGGGAGAAACUCCCCAAAUACAUUUACAUUUUAGUCAUUUACAUUUUAGUCAUUUAGCAGACGCUCUUAUGCAGAGCGACUUACAGUUAGUGAGUGCAUAAAUUUUUUUUCUUCUUCAUACAACAGGCAAAUACAGGUGUGGCAAGCUUGUAGCGUCAUAUCCAGGAAGACUCGGGCUGUAAUUGCUGCCAAAGGUCCUUCAACAAAGUACUGAGGAAAGGGUCUGACUACUUAUGUAAAUGUGAUAUUUCAGUGUUUUCAAAUUUCAAAUUUUCUACAAACUGGUUUUUGCUUUGUUAUUAUGGGGUAUUGUGUGUAGAUUGAUGAGGGGAAAAAACAAUUUUAAUCAAUUUUAGAAUAAGGCUGUAACGUAACAAAAUGUGGAAAAAGGGAAGGGUUCUGAAUACUUUCCGAAUGCACUAUAUCUCUGCUCUAGCAGUGUUGAGAGAAGGUGUGCAUUUGCAUUCAAAGUUUGCUAUGUGAUUCCAGGUUCUGAGGACAGUGAAAGCUGUGAGAACAGGAACGGUGCUGCCAGUGCUCUGCUGCACAUUGACGAGUCAGACGGAGUGGACAAGGUCAACAGGCAACGGAACAAGAACAAGAGAACAAGGGCUGAGCCUCGGCAGGUCCAGACAGGUACGCAACUGUCAGAUGGGACUGAAUUACAGUCAGGUAAUUAUUGGCAUCCUUGAUCAAAUGAGCAAAAAAGACUGUAUAAGAUAAAAGUAUGUGGACACCCCUUCUAAUUAGUGGAUUUGGCUAUUUCAGCCACAUCCUUUGCUGACAGGUGUAUAAAAUUGAGCACACAGCCAUGCAAUCUCCAUAGACAAACAUUAGUAGUAGAAUGGCCUUACUGAAGACCUCGGUGACUUUCAACAUGGCACCGUCAUAGGAUGCCACCUUUCAAACAAGUCAGUGAAAAUUCUGCCCUGCUAGAACUGCCCCGGUCAACUGUAAGUGCUGUUAUUAUUUAGUGGGAACGUCUAGGGGCAACAACGUCUCAGCCGCGAAGUGGUAGGCCACACAAGCUCUCAGAGUGGGACCGCCGAGUGCUGAAGCGCGUAGCGCGUAAACAUCUUCUGUCCUCGGUUGCAACACUCGCUACCGAGUUCCAAACUGCCUCUGGAAGGAACGUCAGCACAAUACCUGUUCGUUGGAAGCUUCAUGGAAUGGGUUUUCAUGGCCGAGCAGCCGCACACAAGCCUAAGAUCACCAUGCGCAAUGCCAAGCGUCAGCUGGAGUGGUGUAAAGCUCGCCGCCAUUGGACUUUGGAGCAGUGGAAACGCGUUCUCUGGAGUAAUGAAUCACACUUCACCGUCUGGCAGUCGGACGGACAAAUCAGGGUUUGGCGAAUGCCAGGAGAACGCUACCUGCCCAAUUGCAUAGUGCCAACUGUAAAGGUUGGUGGAGGAGGAAUAAUGGUCUGAGGCUGUUUUUCAUGGUUCGGGCUAUGCCCCUUAGUUCCAGUGAAGGGAAAUCUUAACACCACAGCAUACAAUGACAUUCUAGACCAGGGUUCUUCAAUUCCGGUCCUGGAGGGCCGAGACACCUCUGUUUUUCAUCCUCUCCUUCUAAUCAGGGGCUAAUUCAGACCUAGGACACCAGGUGAGUGCAAUUAACUACCAGGUAGAAAUAAAAAACAGAAGUGUUUCGGCCCUCCAGGACCGGAAUUGAAGAACCCUGUUCUAGACUAUUCUGUGCUUCCAACUUUGUGGCAACAGUUUGGGGAAGGCCCUUUCCUGUUUCAGCAUUGCAAUGCCCCCGUGCACAAAGCGAGGUCAAUACAGAAAUGGUUUGUCUAGAUCGGGGUGGAAGAACUUGACUGGCCUGCACAGAGCCCUGAGCUCAACCCCAUCGAACACCUUUGGGAUGAAUUGGAACGCCGACUGCGAGCCAGGCCUAAUUGCCCAACAUCAGUGCCCGACCUCACUAAUGCUCUUGUGGCUGAACGGAAGCAAGACCCCGCAGCAAUGUUCCAACAUCUAGUGGAAAGCCUUCCCAGAAAAGUGGAGGCUGUUAUAGCAGCAAAGGGGGACCAACUCCAUAUUAAUGCCUAUGAUUUUGGAAUGAGAUGUUCGACGAGCAGGUGUCCCCAUACUUUUGGUCAUGUAGUGUAUGUGCAGAUACAAAAUGUAUGUGGAGACCAUGUAGUGUAUAUUGUGUGCUAAUUAUGUUUGUUGAAAUUAUAUUAUUUUAUACCAAUACAAUUACUCAGAGAAAUAGAUUUUGUUUAACAAAAUGUAUCUAAAAGAUAGGGGUCAAAAAUAUUGACAUCCCUGUAUUCAAUACUCCAGGACCCUUCCCUUGCCACUGAGCCGUUUUCAAAAAUGCUUUAUGAGAUUGGAGUGUUAACACAUUGCGAUGGAUCUUAGACAAUUCCUCCAUACAGAAUCUUUCCAGGUUCUCCAAGGGGAGGGUGCCAGAGUAUUUGGUUGUAGUUUUGAAAUUUAUUUUUAAUUAUUUGUUAAACAAAUUCUUUCUAUAAGCAAUUGUAUUAGUAUAAAAUAAUAUAAUAUUCCCCAUUUUAGAGCAUACAAUAUAACUCAGUAUUUGUAUUAUUAUUUGAUAGUCUUCCUUGCUCGUCUUUAUCAAGGGUGACAAUCAUUUUGCACCUGACUAUAUGUUACUGAUUGUAUGGGCUGGGCAACUGCGGGUCAUUUAUAAAGUCAGCUGAUUGCCAAACUCACUCUCUGCACAGGUUUUCAGGUGUUUAAUUUCUGAAUACAGAUCAUGUGAUAUCUGGGAGUUAUGAGCUUUGUAUCUGUCCUAAUUUUCUUCUCUUUUGCUGUUUCCCAUUCCAGCCAUCAUUAUUGGUCCAUAUGGCCAGCCUCUGACAGUAUACCCCUGCAUGCUCUGUGGCAAGAAGUUCAAGUCGCGAGGCUUCCUGAAGCGCCACACCAAAAACCACCACCAGGAUGUCCUGACCAGGAAAAAGUACCAGUGCACGGACUGUGACUUCACCACCAAUAAGAAGGCCAGCCUUCAUAACCAUAUGGAGGUGCACACACUGAACAACAAGGCUCUGUUUGAGUGUGAGGUGUGUGGCAAGGAGUUCCACCAGCAGGCAGCGCUGUUCUCCCAUCGACUGCAGCACCACCACCGUGAGCCCAAGAGUCCAGUGCCUUCACAGGCCAACAAGAUGCACAAGUGCAAGUUCUGUGACUACGAGACAGCUGAACAAGGUCUGCUCAACCGCCACUUGCUGGCUGUCCAUAGUAAGAGCUUCCCCCACAUCUGUGUGGAAUGUGGCAAGGGCUUCCGGCACCCCUCCGAACUGAAGAAACACAUGCGCACACACACAGGCGAGAAGCCUUACUCUUGCCUCUACUGCGACUACAAGUCGGCUGAUUCCUCCAACCUGAAGACUCAUGUCAAGACCAAGCACAGCAAAGAGAUGCCCUUCAAGUGUGAGCGCUGCUUCCAGACGUUUGCUGAGGAGGAGGAGUUGCUGCAGCACGGGCUGACUCAUGAGGAGGCCAAAACCCACCAGUGUGCCCACUGUGAACACAAGAGCUCCAACUCCAGUGACCUGAAGCGCCACAUAAUAUCGGUGCACACUAAGGACUACCCCCACAAAUGUGGCGUCUGCGAUAAAGGCUUCCACCGGCCGUCAGAACUGAAGAAGCACUCUGCGUCGCACCGUGCCAAGAAACUGCACCAGUGCCGGCACUGCAACUUCAAGAUCGCGGACCCCUUUGUGCUCAGUCGCCAUAUCCUGUCAGUCCACACCAAGGAGCAACAGGCCUCUCCUGAAAAGAACGGGCCCAAAAGGACCUUACUAGGGCCUUCCCCUGCCAGUGCACCGGUGGCAAGGAAGCAGGUUUUGGUACCUGGUGCUAGUUCUAGUGCUGCGGGCAUGGCCAAGGGACCCAGGGAGAGGAGGGUUUAUCAGUGUCAGUACUGUGACUACAGCUCUGGGGAUGCCUCAGGCUUCAAGCGCCAUGUGAUCUCCAUCCACACAAAAGACUACCCCCACCGCUGUGAGAUCUGCUCUAAAGGCUUCCGCAGGCCCUCGGAGAAGAGCCAGCAUAUUGCACGCCACCACAAGGACUUAGUGCAGGCAGACUGA